This is a messenger RNA of Anarrhichthys ocellatus (wolf-eel), 1927 nucleotides long. RefSeq names its product ATPase H+ transporting V1 subunit E1a (gene atp6v1e1a). The coding region runs from base 124 to 804 and encodes 226 amino acids. The record is from RefSeq and is a predicted model, not a curated record. NCBI's taxonomy places the organism in Eukaryota, Metazoa, Chordata, Actinopteri, Perciformes, Anarhichadidae. Gene Ontology annotation, molecular function: proton-transporting ATPase activity, rotational mechanism. Gene Ontology annotation, biological process: proton transmembrane transport. The transcript has 9 exons. Gene Ontology annotation, cellular component: proton-transporting two-sector ATPase complex, catalytic domain.
UGCAAAAGAAGAGGAGAAGCAUGUUGUCCUAACUGUUUCUGUGUAACUGGACUGUCCAAGUGGUCAGGAAGACGUUUUUUUUUUUUACAGUCUCAUAAUAAACAAAGUUAUUUAAGGACAGACAUGGCGCUUACAGAUGCUGACGUACAGAAACAGAUCAAGCACAUGAUGGGCUUCAUUGAACAAGAGGCCAGUGAGAAAGUGGAGGAAAUUGACGCCAAGGCGGAGGAAGAGUUCAACAUCGAGAAAGGUCGUCUGGUGCAGACUCAGAGGGUGAAGUUCAUGCAGUACUAUGAGAAGAAGGACAAGCAGAUUGAACAACAUAAGAAAAUUCAGAUGUCCAACCUGAUGAACCAAGCAAGGCUGAAGGUGCUGAAGUCCCGCGACGAGAUGAUCACGGAUUUGUUGAACGAGGCUCGUCAGAGACUUGCAGAGAUUGCAAAGGACGCUGCGAGUUACUCCACCUUACUGGAGGGCCUGGUGCUUCAGGGUUUCUAUCAGCUGCUGGAACCGAAAGUUACCAUUCGCUGCCGACAGCAGGAUGUAGAGAUGGUUCAGGCUGCGGUUAAUAAGAUCAUCCCAAUCUACAAAGAGGCCGUGAAGAUCAACAUAGUUGUCAAAAUCGACCAGGAACGCUUUCUUCCGUCAGAGAUCUGCGGAGGGAUAGAAGUGUACAAUGACAACAGGAAGAUCAAGGUUUCCAACAUUUUGGAGAACAGGCUUGAGCUGAUGGCACAACAGAUGAUGCCUGAAAUCCGAGUGGACUUGUUCGGAGCCAAUCCAAACCGCAGGUUCACGGAUUAGCAGCGGAUUGGAAGAGAGCGGUGUGGCCACAGCUGACCAAAGACCUUCAUCAUCGUGAGCACCAGUCUGUACAAUCACUUGAUGGGAUGCUACUGAUGUGUUGAUAUAGUUUUUUUGUUGUUUGCACUAAUUGAUGUAAUAAUGCAACAAGUGCACUUUUAUUUAUGUGUAAGUGCCCUCUGUUGUACCUCUGCUUUAACUGCUUUAAAUUGCAAAAAUGUCUUCCUUCAGUUGUUUUGGGAAAUCUGUUGUAAUCAAAGCUACAUAUUUAGGUCACCAAAUAUACACAUAUUCCCUUCACAUGGUCUACAUUUUUGUAGAGUACAGCCUAUAAUGCUGUGGAUUAUAUGGUAUGUUUGCCAAACGUCUCUUCUUUUUAAAUAGUUUUGCUAUGUGUGCAUGCCGACAGCGAAAGAAUGUUUACCUUCUGUUCUGAAGCACUUAACAUACGAAAGCCAAAUAAAUAAAAAAUAAAUAAAUGUGUGUGACACCGAGAAAUGAGCACGUAUGAGAAAUCUUUAUUUACAGCUUGUAAACAAACAUUUUACUCCGGCUAUGACUCUACAAUGAGGAAGAUGUAGUAGUCUGGGUACGACAGCCACAUCAAAAUACGUCUUGCAUUAAAAAUGUAAAAAAAAAAAAAAAAAACUCUUUUAGUACGACCCAGUGGAGAUCAGUGAUGGCAAACAGUUGGAAAGACAAGGUGCCCUACUCCCCCCACGGGUCUAACAAAUAUCACUGUCCUCGCUAAGUGGGACUCGAGUACCAAAUCAAUGUUUCAAGACUCCCAAUUCCACUGAAUUCAUUUAAGACAUACAGUUUUGAUGAUUUAGAACUCUACCAGCAAUUACAAGGCGUUAAUCGCAUUUUUCUUUUUUAGUUUUUGUGCGCACGUCAUUUGAAGCGAUUGUAUUUUUAAUGUGUAACUAAGCGGUAAUAUAUGCUUCUCAGGUUUUAUUAAAGCCCUGCCGAGCUGUGUGGACCAGAGGAAGUGAAGGCUACGAGACAGGGGCCCAGCGGUCUAACCGGUGGCCUUUAGUCAGGAAGUGAGCUGUGUGUUAGGGUGUAUUGUACGUUAAUGCCGGGGAUUAAAAUAUUACCAUUAGAUUAACAACUGACCUUA